Triticum aestivum (bread wheat) is the source of this 1569-nucleotide messenger RNA. RefSeq names its product flavanone 3-dioxygenase 3. Bases 101 to 1129 code for a protein of 342 amino acids. The record is from RefSeq and is a predicted model, not a curated record. The transcript has 3 exons. NCBI's taxonomy places the organism in Eukaryota, Viridiplantae, Streptophyta, Magnoliopsida, Poales, Poaceae.
GUAGAUGCUGCACCACAGAGGAACACUUCAUCCUGUUUCUAUUCUGAGUAAAGUGAGAUACUGCAAUUGGACUCUGGUGCUUGUACAGUACUAAGUCAACAUGUCUGAUGACUCAAGGACUGUCCCUCAGGAGCAGCUCCCGUCUGAUGACCUCCACCCGCCGCCAAUGCCAGUGAUCAACCUGGGUCAUCUCAACCUUGAUCCAGCGAUACGAGCUUGCGUGGUUGAAGAUAUCACCAAAGCAUGCCGUGAUCUAGGAUACUUCCAGAUUAUAAACCAUGGGAUCAGUCAAUCUGUCAUGGAUGGAGCUGUUGACGCAGCUUCAGAUUUCUUCAAACUGCCAAGUGAGACAAAGGAAGAGUUUGCAUCAGACGACCUCCGACGGCCUGUUAGAUAUGACACCAGCUCAAAGGACGGCAUUAGUAUGUCACGGGCAUACCUAAAGCAUUAUGCCCAUCCCCUGAGUGAAUGGGUACAAUAUUGGCCGGAAAAACCCCCAAUCUACAGGCAAAAUACUUUCUAUAAAUCUUCUUGCAAUCCUGAACUACAGGAGUAUAUGGGAAAUUUUGCUACUGAAGUAAGGAGGGUGGCCUUGCAACUAAUGGAAGCCAUACUAGAAGGCCUAGGAUUGGGCAAGGAUUACCAGCAUGAGAAAUUUGAGCAAGGACUGCAGCUAAUGUCAGUGAAUUGCUACCCGAAAGAAUCAGAAGGUGAUACAGCGAUAGGGCUGGCGCCGCAUUCCGACUAUGGAUUCCUUACCAUCUUGUUCACAAGUUGUCGAGGCCUGGAGGUCGUCGACCGCAACAGCAACAGCUGGAAAGUGGUCCAGCCACUCCCACAUGCAUUGCAUGUCCACGUAGGAGACCACAUGGAAGUCCUGAGCAAUGGCAAAAUCAAGACUGUUGUGCACCGAGCUGUUCUGAAUCCUGAAGAGGCAAGGAUCUCCAUGGCUAGCAUUAAUGGUUUCGCAAUGCAUGAGAAGGUCUCCAGCGCCAGAGAGCUCGUGAAUGAGCAGAAUCCUGAAAAGUACACCGCGAGCAGUUUUAAUGACUUCCUCGACUAUCUCACAAGCAAUCUGGACAACAAGCACCGGAACUUUCUUGAGAGCCUUAGGAUGCAAGGGGCGUAGUAGGGUAUAAUCUCCACCCGAAGCACAAAAUGAUACCUGCGACAGUUUGUCUCUAUGCCUACAACCGUUCAUCUCUCUAUAUUACUUUUGAUCUGAAAGUACUGAAGUUGUUGUGUGUUGUCAUGCUGUUUUGGACAAAUUAUCUGUAAUAUUACUUUCGAUCUGAAGGCACUGAAGUUGUUGUGUGUGCCAUGCUGUUUUCCCCUUUCACCCCCACUACAUUAUUACGAGUUUGUAUUAGGUAAGGGGAAAUCCAUGAUGUAAACUUUAUCUAGUAAGAUAAGAUACUGUAUGCUGUUAGUUAGCCAUUUGACUUCAAUUUUCCACGGUGCGCAUGAAUGAACUACAGUAUUUCUCACUUCUAAUGCUGCGACACUUUAUCAGCAAGGUUGGACAUAUAAUGCGCAAUCUAAUCGGUAAGAGCAAGGUCGGAUUGCGGG